UCCGCCCCGCCCCUCCCCGGGUCAGCGGGGGAGCCUCUGUCUGCAGCCGGCGCUCGGCCUCGGCUCAGUCCUGACCCUGCGGCGAACGCGAUGGCGGGGGCUGUAUUGAGGGUCACCCAGCGGCAGCUGAGCCAGCGCGGCAGGUCUGAAGCCCCCAUCCUUCUGCGGCAGAUGUUCGAGCCGGUGAGUUGCACCUACACGUACCUGCUGGGUGACAGAGAGUCCCGGGAGGCCGUUCUGAUCGACCCGGUCCUGGAGACAGCGCCUCGGGAUGCCCAGCUGAUCAAGGAACUGGGGCUGCGCCUGCUGUAUGCUGUGAAUACCCACUGCCACGCAGACCACGUUACAGGCUCGGGGCUGCUCCGUUCCCUCCUCCCUGGCUGCCAGUCUGUCAUCUCCCGCCUUAGUGGAGCCCAGGCUGACUUGCACAUUGAGGAUGGAGACUCCAUCCGCUUCGGGCGCUUCGCCUUGGAGACCAGGGCCAGCCCUGGCCACACCCCAGGCUGUGUCACCUUCGUCCUGAAUGACCAAAGCAUGGCCUUCACUGGAGAUGCCCUGUUGAUCCGUGGGUGUGGACGGACAGACUUCCAGCAAGGCUGUGCCAAGACCUUGUACCACUCGGUCCAUGAAAAGAUCUUCACACUUCCAGGCGACUGUCUGGUCUACCCUGCUCAUGAUUACCAUGGGUUCACAGUGUCCACUGUGGAGGAGGAGAGGACUCUGAACCCUCGGCUCACCCUCAGCUGUGAGGAGUUUGUCAAACUGAUGGACAACCUGAACUUGCCUAAACCUCAGCAGAUAGACUUUGCUGUUCCUGCCAACAUGCGCUGUGGGGUGCAGACACCCACUUCCUGAUCUCACCUCUGUCAGAUGCUCCUACCCAGUAUGAAUGCACUUGAGGGGAGAAGGGGGUGGCGUUGACACCGCACCUCUCCUUUCCCACCCCACCCUCGAACCCCAACCUCUGGAGCUUUCUAAAUAAAACUUUUUUUUUUUUGCCAUGA
This is a messenger RNA of Cebus imitator (Panamanian white-faced capuchin), 1004 nucleotides long. It is a transcript of the gene ETHE1, whose product is annotated as ETHE1 persulfide dioxygenase. Gene Ontology annotation, biological process: hydrogen sulfide metabolic process; glutathione metabolic process. The transcript has 7 exons. NCBI's taxonomy places the organism in Eukaryota, Metazoa, Chordata, Mammalia, Primates, Cebidae. Gene Ontology annotation, molecular function: sulfur dioxygenase activity. Bases 91 to 855 code for a protein of 254 amino acids. The record is from RefSeq and is a predicted model, not a curated record.